Messenger RNA from Drosophila ananassae, 3259 nucleotides. It is a transcript of the gene retm, whose product is annotated as protein real-time. Gene Ontology annotation, cellular component: cytoplasm. Lineage: Eukaryota; Metazoa; Arthropoda; Insecta; Diptera; Drosophilidae. The transcript is spliced from 6 exons. Bases 328 to 2304 code for a protein of 658 amino acids. The record is from RefSeq and is a predicted model, not a curated record.
CCACGGUAACACUAAUAACGUUUGCUUGUUGGAGAAAGGCUUUCCCUGUUUUCCAAGACAGUUUUGCGACGCCUAGCACGCUCUGGCUGUGCCCACCACCCCCACACCUGGAGCAACGCAUGUCAGAUACAGUAAAACCCAGCAAGCUGUCGCUGUCACUAUUCAAAUCGACACUCGGCUCAAAAUCUGUCUACUAACCGGAGGCGCCUCUACAACUCUCUACUGCGUCCAAAACAAUAACAACAAAACAAAAACAAACAAAAAAACUGAAACUGCGAAAAGUGUCGAUUACGGAUCAAUAAACAAUUAUCACGGAAAGGCAACGAGAUGGUGCAAAAGUUUCAGUCCCCCGUUCGGGUCUACAAAUAUCCAUUCGAGUUGGUGAUGAAGGCUUAUGAGCGCCGGUUUCCCACUUGUCCACAAAUGCCAAUUGUGCUCGACUGCCAGAUCAUCAAGGAUGAGACGCUGGAGAACGGGGCCAAGCGGAACACGAGUCGGCGCUGCAAGUUGGCGGUGGAAGCUCCGUAUAUUUUCAAGAAGCUAAUCGGCGUGGACUUUGUGUUCUUCGUGCAACACAACUAUCUGGACAUGAACAGCCGUACAUUGUGUAUCGAGGCCGUGAACGAGAGCUUCUCGUCCCGCAUCGAGAUCUUCGAACGAUGCCGAUACUAUGCUCAUCCGGACAACGCAGAAUGGACAUGCUUCGACCAGACAGCCACGCUAGACAUUAAGAACUUCUUCGGCUUCGAGCACUCCAUGGAGAAAAUGGGAAUGAAGCAGUAUACCCAGACCACGCUCAAGGGCAAGGAAAUCAUCGAGUUCUUCAUUAGCCAGCUGCGCGAAGAGGGAAUCACACACGUGGAUCGUUGGACGCCACCGCCCGAUGCUCCUAAGUCGCCGAUAUUGGAACCUGCUGCCGAACAGCAUCACGAUAUUCUUCUUGAUGGUGACUUUAUUGCCCGGAGCCUGGGCCAACUAUCGCCCAUGCAGGAGUCCAAGCUGCUGGAGCUGCGAAAAAUGCUGGAUGGUGUCGAUGACCUGGAGCGUGUGCCCAGUUAUCAGACCAUACUGCGUUUCUUGGCAGCUAGAGACUGGCACGUCAGCCAGGCCUUUUCUAUGCUGUGUGACUCGCUUCGCUGGCGACGCGAACAUCGCAUUGAUUCCCUUCUGGAGGAGUACUCUAAGCCGGCUGUGGUGGUGGAGCACUUUCCGGGCGGCUGGCAUCACCAGGACAAGGACGGUCGCCCAGUCUACAUACUUCGACUGGGUCACAUGGAUGUCAAGGGUCUUCUGAAGUCCCUGGGCAUGGAGGGUCUGCUGCGAUUGGCUCUACACAUCUGCGAAGAGGGCAUUCAGAAGAUCAACGAGUCUGCCGAACGUCUGGAGAAGCCCAUACUCAACUGGUCCCUGCUCGUGGACCUGGAGGGGCUUUCCAUGCGACACCUUUGGCGACCUGGAAUCAAGGCCCUGCUCUAUAUCAUUGAAACGGUGGAGCGUAAUUAUCCCGAAACCAUGGGCCGUGUUCUGGUGGUGCGAGCGCCCAGAGUGUUCCCCAUUGCCUGGACAAUUGUCAGCGCUUUCAUAGACGAGCAUACACGGUCCAAAUUCCUGUUCUACGGCCCGGACUGCGCUCACAUGAAAGAAGGUCUCUCGCAGUAUCUGGAUGAGGAGAUAGUUCCAGACUUUCUAGGUGGACCCUGCAAGACUAUGAUACAUGAGGGAGGACUGGUGCCGAAAACACUCUACAAGAUGAGCUCCCUGGAAGAUCACGAUGACGAAACGAACGCCGAUGGACCUGCCCAGUCCUCUGAUGAAGCAUCUAUUCCAUCGAAGCGACUAUCAGCAGUUCACCAGCACGAACACCGCAACCUGUACAAGACCAUAGAGCUGAAGGCUGGCUUCACCCACGAGUUGCUCAUCAGGAACGACGACCCAAAGAGUGUUCUUACUUGGGACUUCGAUGUGUUGCGGAACGACUUGCACUUUACCCUUUACCGGGUGACCCAAGAACUACCAGAAAAGAGUGAUGCCGCCGUCUCCUACUUUGAUCUGACGGAGUUCGUCGAGGGCGUGAACUACUUCCGAGAGGAGCCGACACUCAUUUGCCGGCACAAGGAGAGCGUGCAGGGCUCGCACGUGAUGCACCACAACGAUAGCUAUUUGAUGCAUUGGUUCAGCCCCUCGGGAGCGCAGCUGAACUUCUUCUACGAGGUCCUCAGCUCCGUGAACUACAGAGGCUCGAUGACCAGCCUGCAGUCGGCCUUCUCCUCAAACUCGUCGGCGGCGAGCUCAAUACACAGUUGAUUAUAUGAAAGCAAACAGGAGGGCGCCACCUGCACCAACAGCAGGACAGACUCCUGGACAGCAAAGGAUAGAGAACCGAUAGAGGCAAUGGAAUCGAGCCUGCUGACCGGCACGCUCAUGGAGAAGAGUCUCAACCUGUUUGACACUCCGGAUAUAUUCUUCUAAGAUCGAAAGUGGCAAUAUCGCUUAACUUAGUUGGUUUAGAUUUAUUUAGUAUUAAAAUAGUUUGGUUUACAUUUUAUUGGCACAACAAUACCUAUCAUUUAACUUAUAUAUUUCGAGCAGUACAUUAUAUGUAUGCCAUACACGUAUGAAACUUGAGCAAAUGCGAUCUUCAGUAAUCGGUUGUAUCUAAUAGACAAAUCACGCAAUUUUUACAUUCAUUUCGAGCCGUCAAUUAGUCCAUUUUAGCAAGUAUAUCAACAGAGCUUAUAAACAUAUGACGUAAAUGUUUUUUAUAGCCAAACAAUGCUUCUGCUCUUGUAAUAACACAAAAAAAAAGGAAGAAAUUGGUACGAAAACGAUCGAUAUACGAAUAUUUAGUAAUGACUACGUGUUACCUAAUUAGUUUAAUUAUUGAAAGCAAAAAAUACAUUUUAAAUGACUUUGAAACUAUCCUACUACUAUAGCGAUCAAAUUUUAUUUAGUUAGAUAUCAGAUGCAUGUAAGUUGUAGAACUAAGAAGCAUCGAUGAGUGUUGUGAUCCCGGAAUAAUUAAUGUUCUAAAAAGAUUGAAAUUAAAUAGAGAAUAAAGUAAGCAUUUUUUUUUUUUUUUUAAGAUUAAUGGUUAUGUGGUAUAUGUUUUCUUUAAAAUUCAAUUCCCACAACACCAUCGAUGUUCUCUAAUACGUACUGUAGUAAUGUGAAAUUUGAUUUAAGUUCAUAUCUAUACGUAAAAUUAAUAAAAUGGACAUUUCCAGAGAGAAGUCUACCAAAAUAAACAUUAAAAACAAAA